AUGCAAGCCUCUUCGUUGGGGAGUGCUAAUGAUCCUCGCUUUCGGCAGACGCAUUUGUUUCAAAUGGUUAUGAAGGUGCUGCAAACAUCGGCGGAGAAUGUGACCACCGCAAUUCCAACUGAAACAUCGUCAUCGACAUACUUUGACGAUUACACGACCACAAAAUUGUUUGGUGUCGAAGGCCGAAUGAUUCUCAUCAUCACCAUCGGAUUCAUUUCGGCAUUUCUGACUUCAGUUGGAAACUUGAUGGUGAUGGUCAGUUUCAAAAUCGACAAGCAGCUUCAAACAAUUAGCAAUUAUUUCUUAUUUAGUUUGGCGGUUGCGGACAUUGCAAUUGGCGUUAUAUCAAUUCCAAUGUUCACAUACUACACUGCCAUGCAGACAUGGGAUAUCGGAUACACAAUGUGCCAAUUUUGGCUGUGCAUCGACUAUCUGAUGAGCAACGCCUCGGUGCUCAAUCUGUUGCUCAUUUCAUUUGACAGAUACUUUUCAGUAACGAGACCGCUGUCGUAUAGGCCAAGGAGGACGACAAAAAAGGCGUUGACAAUGAUCGCUUGUACAUACAUAAUUUCGCUAAUUCUCUGGCCACCUUGGAUUAUUUCGUGGCCUUACAUCGAGGGUAAAUUCACCGCGGAGCCGGGAACUUGCGUCGUGCAGUUCCUCCAGACCAAUCCGUACGUCACCGUCGGCACCGCCGUCGCCGCCUUCUACCUGCCCGUUACCAUUAUGUGUAUUCUUUACACAAGAGUUUAUUGGGAGACUCAGAAGCGACAAAAAGAGUUUGGCAAACUGCAAGCAACUCAGAACUUCUCGGAUUACGGCGACGGAACGCCCAAGAGAAACUCAAAGUUUCUCCGAAAAAUGAAGAAGUUUUCAAGACGAUCAAUUAAACGGGACAUUUCCUCCACUUCAAUAUUAAAGUCGACGGGUUCUUUCCGCAAAAAGACGAACAACGAGAUUGGAGAUGAAAAUAAUACACCUGGUAGCUCAUCGAGAAACUCGAAAAGGAGAUCAUGGCUUCGCAAUUGUGCUGGCAAACUCAAUUCGUCAUCAGAAGAUAGCUCAGAGGCCGCUGUGAUGAACAUGGACGACACAUCAUUAUCAUCAUCGCAUUUUGUGUUAAGCGGAAGCCGACGAAAGAACAUCUCACCGCCGUGUACACCGCUUCCAGAGGACGAGGAAAAAACCGACGCCGGCGAGAGAAUGAGAAAUGGUUCGGCUCGAUUCCGCUCGCGUCCCGACCAGAAAAUGGAUCGACCUUCUGCUGAAACGUAUACGGUUCUAAUAGAGCUUAAUGAAGGGGAUAUUCGACCAAGUGUGCGUCUCAGCAAUUGCGAUUCUUUUUUAGAUGACAAACCUCAGCGGAAUCGAUCGAAGAGUGAUUGCAAUAGUGAACUUGAAGAAAGACGCCAGAGUUUGCUGAGCAAACAAUCGCCAUUGAAAAACGGGAGAAUUUUGAAGAAUUUCUCAUCGACAGAAAGAAAAAGCGAGAAAGAGCAAAGAAAGAAUGAAAGGAAACAGGAAAGUAAGGCGGCGAAGACGUUGUCGGCGAUUUUGUGCGCUUUCAUCGCCACGUGGACACCAUAUAACUUAAUCGUUUGCUGGGAAGCGUUUUUUCCAAAAACCGUGCCAGAGUUUCUGUGGACGUUCAGCUACUUUCUGUGCUACAUUAAUUCAACAAUCAAUCCUCUCUGCUACGCGUUGUGUAAUGCAAGAUUUCGUCAUACUUACAUGCGAAUUCUUCGGUGCAAAUUCAAAGCUGAACGUCCGACCAUCAAUCAAGACUACGUGCGACGGCGUAAUUGA
Messenger RNA from Caenorhabditis bovis, 1806 nucleotides. The record is from the annotation of a GenBank genome assembly. Lineage: Eukaryota; Metazoa; Nematoda; Chromadorea; Rhabditida; Rhabditidae.